CGUAUUUGACGGCGGCAGACAGCUCACAUGUACUUCGUCUUCGACAUAUAUAAGGAGCUCCUCUUCCCCACCCCCCUUCCAUUCCCAGCUUACAACAAGCCUCCUCCUCCUCUUCCUCCGCUCUAUCUCUCUGCGCGAAGAGUUGAUGUCGGAGGAAAAAGGCCGGCCCUUGCCGAAGUUUGGGGAGUGGGAUGUCAAUGAUCCUGCUUCCGCAGACGGUUUCACCGUGAUCUUCAACAAAGCCCGCGAUGAGAAAAAAACAGGUGGCAACAUACACCAAACUGACUCUCUGGGAAAGGAGGAAGAAGCUCUUAAACCAGGAACUUCUGCCUCCAAACCUCCUAAGAAAUGGUUUUGCUGCAUGCAUACAUCAGCCAAAUAGUAGAGAUGUGCGAUCAUGAAGUCGAAUUUUUCGAAUUGAAUUUGUCAGGUUUGUGGCAUUGCGAAUAACAGGUAGAGUUCGGCGUCAUGCUCAAGUAGGGGUGAACCUCAGAAUUAUGGUUACUUUUUGAUGUGUAGGAACAUUUGCUAGAGCACAUUAGUAGAAUCUUGUGUCUAUUUGCUUGCCAUCAUUUUUUUUUUUCAGUUGCAUCUUCCAUCCACCAAAAUUUUCUGUUUCUUUCUGUGGUUUCAAUAAAAGACUACGUGUUUCAUGUGU
This is a messenger RNA of Zingiber officinale, 658 nucleotides long. RefSeq names its product protein NOI4-like. The coding region runs from base 146 to 382 and encodes 78 amino acids. NCBI's taxonomy places the organism in Eukaryota, Viridiplantae, Streptophyta, Magnoliopsida, Zingiberales, Zingiberaceae. The transcript is spliced from 3 exons. The record is from RefSeq and is a predicted model, not a curated record.